This is a messenger RNA of Exophiala spinifera, 1050 nucleotides long. RefSeq lists its product as uncharacterized. The record is from RefSeq and is a predicted model, not a curated record. Gene Ontology annotation, molecular function: carbon-sulfur lyase activity. The coding region runs from base 1 to 1050 and encodes 349 amino acids. Lineage: Eukaryota; Fungi; Ascomycota; Eurotiomycetes; Chaetothyriales; Herpotrichiellaceae. The transcript has a single exon.
AUGCCUAAACCAACGCACAUUACGUGUCUCUGCGGCGAUAUCUUUGAGCCAGCAUCUAUCCUUCCAUUCGAGGAGCUCCCGGUGGAGAAGCAUCUCUGCCACUGCAACAUCUGCCGUUACUCUACGGGAGCCCUGUGCGCAUCGUACUUUGAACUCAAGGGCGAGCCGAGCGCGAAGUCCCUGGAUCGCGCGACGGCAUAUCACACGCCCAAGUAUGUGCGUUACUUCUGCAAAAACUGCGGAUGCAAUGUUUUCGCAGUCGGAAAGACCGACGACAACAAUAGAUGGCUAGCGUGUUCCGGCACGCUCGAGACCGACAGGAAGGCGGCGGACGACGUCGUGGUCAACGUUUCAAAGAUCACGGCGCACAUUUACGUCGGCGACGCCGCUGACGGCGGGAUCGCGCCGUUCCUCAGCACGAUCCGAGGCCAGGAGGUCCCUUGCUACGAGGUGGAAGAUGUCGGGACGGCGAUGGACAAAGCCCAGCUUUCACUGCUGCGGAAGGGACCACCACCACCACCGGCGGAAAAAGUAUUGGAACGAGGAGACACCUUGAACGCCGCGUGCCAUUGUGGAGCUGUGCGGUUCCAAAUCAAGCCACCCGCGUACGACGAAAAGAGUGAAGGGUGGUAUGUGCCCCCGGACCGAACCAAGUACUAUGCCCGCUUGUGCUGUUGCCGGUCCUGUCGCCUGAGUAUAGGUUUUACGAUGCAGCCGUGGGCGUACGUGCCGCCUGGCCAGAUCCUCACCGACGACGGCCAGCCGGUCCUGUUUGGACCGCAGCACAAAGAGACCACGCAGCUCGGGGCCUUGAGGUACUACCAGAGCUCCGACGCCGUGCUGCGCGGCUUCUGCUCGACCUGUGGUGCCACGAUGCUCUAUCAGCCUUUCGAGAGGCCGUAUAUCAUCGAUGUCAGCGUGGGGAUCUUGCGAUCAAAACACGGCAACACAAUGGCCAGAGAGUGGUUGGACUGGGACAGAACGGUGGUGAGCAAGUUGGCGGAGGCCGCUGAUGAUGAUUUGGCUCGUGCUUGGAUGCAGAAUGAGUAA